CUCUCACCAAAAUCAUUCACAAAUAUCGUGUCAACAAUAUCUCAUUGUCUCUCUUUUCUAUCUUCUUUUCUUCAUUCCCAUGCGCAACGAAGAAGCUUUCAUCCUCCAAAACUCUCUUUUCGACUCGGUCAAUAAACAAUGGAAUCAGUUAAGACCUCCAGGUUCAUCACUGAGGUGGCUCCGGCUAAGUUUAUAUCGGCAACGAGAGAACCAUUCAAGAACAUGUUGACAACAAUCUCCGAGGAAGACUUUGACUUUGAAGAACUAGUCAGAGCCACUGCAGAGAGACUCUCUUCUUCUUGUCCAUGCUCCUCCUCCUGGUCUCUUGCUCACUACUCCAAGAUCAACAGACUCUCUUCUUCUUAA
This is a messenger RNA of Camelina sativa (false flax), 366 nucleotides long. Lineage: Eukaryota; Viridiplantae; Streptophyta; Magnoliopsida; Brassicales; Brassicaceae. The record is from RefSeq and is a predicted model, not a curated record.